Messenger RNA from Anguilla anguilla (European eel), 5518 nucleotides. It is a transcript of the gene itgb8, whose product is annotated as integrin, beta 8. Gene Ontology annotation, biological process: integrin-mediated signaling pathway; cell adhesion mediated by integrin; cell migration. The transcript has 16 exons. Gene Ontology annotation, molecular function: integrin binding. Gene Ontology annotation, cellular component: focal adhesion; cell surface; integrin complex. The coding region runs from base 589 to 2808 and encodes 739 amino acids. NCBI's taxonomy places the organism in Eukaryota, Metazoa, Chordata, Actinopteri, Anguilliformes, Anguillidae. The record is from RefSeq and is a predicted model, not a curated record.
CUCACUGGUGAGCAUUUAUUCAAUUCAGCAGUGGGUUGCACCGUUCCCAUGGCAUUAACUGACUCAAUACCACAAGAUAAAGGCGAGCAUGAAGGAGACCUUCCAAUUCAGACUGUCGAAGAACUUCGAAAUAAGCUAUGAUAACAUAACUACGUUUAGAUUUUUUGAAAACGUCGUGGUGUCAAACAGAAAAUUGCGCCUUGUUUAUUCUUUAGAACAGAGAAUGUAAGGCGCGGUGACGGCCUUCACCUGCCAGCUGGUUUAUGGAGGAGGAGAUACGGCAUGUAGCUACCUGUUUUCACUUUCUGAUACGCGCUGUUAUGUUUUGCCGGUCUGUGGACUAAACAAACGACCCUUGUUGUCGGAUUCCCGUCAUAAUCUGCGGCGAGGAAUGUGAAGCUGGGGGAUUAACGGAGUUUAUUCUUUAAAUACAGAAACGUGCUAUAAUACAAUGCGGUCCGUGCGUUCCCGUUCCUGUCUUUUGUUAGAGAGAAAAGAGGUUUCCCAUCCUCCCAGCAGAAUUCCCCAUUAGCGUUAGAAACCUGCCAUCACAUCGCAGACUGAACAGUGUCCGCCUUCAAUGCUGCUAUGACUUCCUGGAAACGCUACAUUCUACGUUGCUUGGUCCUAACUGCUGUGAUUAAAACAUCUCAUUCCGCUGAUAACGAUUGUACUUCACCUUCCAUAAAAACCUGCAAUGAGUGCCUCUAUCGUGGACCUGAGUGUGGCUGGUGCUUUCAGGAGGGAUUUCUAGAUGGAGCCCAGAUAAGUGAAAGAUGUGACUUUGUUCCCAACCUGGUGCAAAAAGGCUGUGAGCUGGAAUUUAUUGAACAUCCUGCCGUUAGAGUGGAAGUGAAUGCCACUCUAUCCAGCACACAGGUGACGCCAAAAGAGAUCACAGUUCAGUUACGAGCAGGCAGUGAAACCAGCUUUGUUUUGGAAGUAAGACAGCUGGAACGGUACCCUGUGGACAUGUACUACUUGGUGGAUGUGUCAGCAUCGAUGCAGGAUAAUCUAGAUAGGCUGAAGACUGUGGGAAUCACCCUGUCAGAGAGGAUGAAGGAAUAUUCCAGUGACUUCCGAGUGGGCUUUGGUUCUUUUGUGGAUAAACCUGUCUCUCCGUACAUCAGCGUUCACCCUUCAAAAAUCAGAAAUCCCUGCAGUGACUAUGACACCCAGUGCCGCCCAGCACAUGGGUUCAUCCACGUUCUCCCAGUGACUGAAAACGUGACCGAGUUCACCCGUGUGAUCAAGCAACAGCGGAUAUCUGGGAACAUGGACACGCCUGAAGGGGGCUUUGAUGCCAUGCUACAAGCUGCCGUGUGCCAGAGGGAGAUUGGCUGGCGCCCAGAAGCAAAGCAUCUCCUCUUGGUUAUGACGGACCAGCCCUCUCACCUGGCCUUGGACAGCAAACUGGCUGGCAUUGUAGUGCCCCACGAUGGUAGCUGCCACCUGGAGAACAACACCUACACACAGACAACCAUCAUGGAGCACCCCAGCAUUGGCCAGCUGGCUGAAAAGCUACUUGAAAACAGCAUUUAUUCCAUAUUUGCUGUGGAACAGGUGCAAUAUAAGUGGUAUGAGGAUCUCAUUCCCUUACUGCCAGGUACCUAUCUGGGAAAACUACUGCCUAAAGCAUCAAAUCUAAAAGAUUUAGUCGUGGAAGCAUACAAGAAGCUCCUUUCAGAUGUGGAGGUGGAGAUUGUGAUCCAGAACAAUCAGAUCCAUCGAUUUUGGGUCAACAUCACUGCCUUGUGUCCAGAAGGAUCCAGAACUCAGGGCCCAAGCAAAUGCUCCAAUGUCAGACCAAAUCAGAUUGUUUACUUCAACAUCACAAUCGGGAUGAAAACCUGUCUGAGCCUUGAGGGAGACGAAGAGGUGCUGGUCAUCGUCAGGCCUGUGGGAUUUAACGAGACGACUGCAGUGAGAGUGAGGCCCGUCUGUGGGUGUCGGUGCGGACAGCGGGCGAGCUGUCUGGAUGGGGAGGAGGGCUCGGCCUGCGACGACGCCGGUGACGGACCAGGACCAGUGCAGGACUGCCAGCCCGCGGGGGCGGGGCCCGAAUGCAGCGGCAGGGGGGCGUGCGUGUGCGGGAAAUGCUCGUGUGACCACAGUGGCCUGGGGACCAUCCAUGGCAAAUACUGCCAAAUUGAUAACUUCUCCUGUCCCUACAAGCAGGGCCUGUCCUGCGGAGGACGUGGUCAGUGUGUCCUGGGCGAGUGCCUGUGCGUGAGCGGCUGGACGGGUGAGAGCUGUGGCUGUCCUUUGUCCACUGAGACCUGCCUGUCAGAAGAUGGGAGGCUGUGCAGCGGUCAGGGCAGAUGCAUCUGCGGAAGGUGCCAGUGUGAUGACCCCAGGCGUUCUGGGCAGUUCUGUGAGAAGUGUCCAUUGUGCAAUGGCUCCUGUCAGUCACACUGGAGGUGUGUGCUAUGUCACCUGUCACAUGACUUUUCUGUCCUGGGAGCAACAGAGUGCAAUAGGACCUGUUCUUCUACAGUCCACUAUGUUGAUGGCAUUCUUGGCUCCAGCAGUGAUAGCUCCAAGCUUUGCCUCUACCCAGCUGAGAGGUGCAACUGCAGGUUCCAGAUUGGCUCUGUGCAGGGCGUCACAGAGAUCCUCAUCGGCAGGCACCCAGAGUGCCUUGCAAGCCAGCGGUACAUUACUACAUUCAUCUUGGUCUUUCUCCUCACGCUCCUCCUGGGUUUGAGCAUCAUAGCCCUGCUGAAGUUCCUGCUGAUUCCCCGAUCUCAGACGCCCACUGAGCCCACCGUGGCAGUGUUCCAUGUGACCAAUAAGGUGUACCCUUGAGUAUACUUCCUCACUGCAGCCAAAGACUAAUCGGAAAAGUCCUAUGUCCCUACUCCCAGUGAAAAGACUAUAACGUACAGAAGGGAACAGCCCCUGGAGAUGCACAUCCAUGUUCACAAGAUGCCCCUGAAUCCAGUUUGGCAGUGAGUCUCAGAGGACAAUGAGUCCAACCAAACCACACUCCUCCUGUGAUUUUGAUUGUGCAAUAAAGCCUGUGGUUAAAAUCUGCUCCAUGAACACGACAGACUGACCAUCAGGUUUGUCUAUAGGCAGAGAAGGCACCUCUUCUGCUAUACAGCGAUGAUGACGUGCAACUGGGAUAGGCAAGAUAAGUUAACCAUCACUGGUGGGCAAAUGGCCAGAUAUGUUUAUAGAACUGCACUUUCAUAUUCAUUUAGCAUGCACCACAGGAACUGAAGCAGUCACACUUUGAAUGAUCUAUAUAAGUUCUAUCAAUUUCAUACAUAAGGUUUACUUUAUAUUUAAUAUGUAAGGUUUACUUUAUAUCUUACAAACACCAGUUUAGAGGCUCCCUGGUCCCUGGAGUGCCCUGGUCCUUCAGUAGGUGAUUUAUGCCUGGAAUAGUACACAAUUAAAAUUCUGAUCAACUUCUUAAAUAUAAUUUAAGUGAUGGAAAUAGGGGGAUAGUUUAUUUAUUUAUUAUUUAUUUUAUUCUUUUUUUUUUUUUGCUUUUUGAAGCCAUUUUAUAGUUUGUGUUUUUACUGUCUGCUUUAUUAGUGAAUUCCUUCAGCUGAGAUUUGAAGUGUUUUACUUUCAAAGCAAAACAGUAAAGCUCCUUUCAUUUAAAUCUAUUUAGUGUUCUUGGUAUCAUAUCCUACUUUCAAAUUGAGAAUUAAUUUUUUUUAAAUCUCAUAAAUGUUCCAAGAAGGGACAUUUGCCGUAUAUUAAUCUGUUGAAGUUCCUCCUAAAAUACUAAACUCAAGUGUCAGUCUUAUGUCGAAAUUACAUUUGUAAAAAUGAUCCGUAAAUGAUCAGUAAAUCCUACCAAAGCCUGCCAUCUAGUGACACGUGGUCAUGAUGAUUGGAUUCAAAAACAAAUGCGGUGUUUGAAAGCUUGGAGUCAUAUUCAGUCAUACUGAAAAUAUUACAGUGUUCCUAAGGUGUUCAUGAAACAUAUUUAGUACCAUUUUGAGUAUUGCACUUCUGGUCUAUUAGGCAUUCAUAGACAACUGCACUGAUUUACUGUGGCUUACAUGGUCAGGUUAGCAUAUUACAAAAAAGAUAUAAUCACAUGUAUACAACUGUGCCAUCACUGUCAGCUUUCAGGACACAUUUGUCUGUAACUGCUUUAUAAAGUGCCAAUGCCAUGCUCUAAUGUAAGGCCAAGUAAUAUAUACUUCAUUGUGAAGCAUGUUAUAAAGUCCGACUUGAAGUGUGACCUUAUCAAAAUGUUUGUUUUUUCACAUAUUCUAGUGAAUUUCUGAAAAUAAGUUAAUUGGACAAUUUAAAGACCAUGAACACUAAUCCAAAUAUGUGCAUCUUCCCUCUCAUUUUCAAAGAGCCAAACAGGUGUUAGCAAUAUCUGGGGUGAUUGUCAAUGUUUUCAAUUUCAAAUGAUGUCUUGUGCCAGUAUUUAAGAUGCAGAGUCCAAACAUAUUUGAUGACAACUUGCUUUGUUCACAGAAAUGUUGUGUUAUUUAGUGUAAAAAUCAAUGUUCUGUAUUUUCAGUAGGUUUAAUUGAAAAAUUGUUGUGAUCAUUUGUGCAUUACUACUGUUUUAGACCUAGAUAUUGUAAGACAGACAGUGGGGGUUGUCCGUUCUUAUAAUGUCCAACUUGAUGCCUACAUUUUUAGGCCGAUGAGUCCCCACCAGAGGGAGCUACACUGGAGUAAAUAGCCUAAUGGCCUGAGUCAUUAGGCUAUGACAGAGAUUUUCAAGUGGAUACUUCACUUUGGCCAGUAGGCACCUCCUUCAACAUUUUGUUGGACAAACCCUGAUUCUGUUAAUAAUAUUUGAGUGUGAGUGGUGCUGUCUCACUCAAGAGCAGGGGUGUCCACUCUUAUCCGAAAAGGGCUGGUGUGGGUGCAGAUUUUUUGUUGCCGGGCAUUAAUACACCCAGUACUACUUAUCAAGGUCUUGAUUGAAGACCAUGAUUGUAUAAUUAGUUGAAUCAGGUGUCGUUGUGCUGGGCUUAAACAAAAACCUGCACCCACACUGGCCCUUUUCAAAUAAGAUUGGACCAACUCUGCGAGUAUUGCUAUCUCCAAAGAUUUUUGCAUUUCAUAUAUUGAGAUCAUUGGAGUACUCACCCCCUAUGUUUGUCUUAUGAAAUAAAUGUUAACAUUUGUUUACAUUAGCUGCUUUGUUGUAACACUAAUAUAUGUAUUUAUUGAAAGGUUUUAUGUUAAUAAUAUUUUGAGUUCAGAUAUAUAUUAAUGUAUAUUUUUGAUUAUUUAAGUUUUUGGAUUGUAGACAUUUUAACUACCCAGAGCAUUUUCUAUUUGGCAUUCAUAUUUUACAAAAUGUGUUAUGUAUAUGUUUAUAUGUAGUUUGAAAUUGCAAUAGGUGAAACUGUCAAGCUUAGGGAAUUAUUGUAUUCAGGAGAAGAAAGGUACGAUUGUAAAACAUCAAAUGCACUUUUCGCUUGGCCUUAUUUUUCAUUUGUUACUUUCUGUAAAUGGUAUCUUAAGAUGUAAGAAUAUUAGAGUAUUCUUAAUAAAACAAAAUGGUACAAUACCGUAUCAAUUA